This is a messenger RNA of Danaus plexippus (monarch butterfly), 3149 nucleotides long. RefSeq names its product nuclear RNA export factor 1 (gene sbr). Gene Ontology annotation, biological process: poly(A)+ mRNA export from nucleus. Gene Ontology annotation, molecular function: protein binding; RNA binding. Bases 229 to 2049 code for a protein of 606 amino acids. The transcript has 10 exons. The record is from RefSeq and is a predicted model, not a curated record. Gene Ontology annotation, cellular component: cytoplasm; nucleus. Lineage: Eukaryota; Metazoa; Arthropoda; Insecta; Lepidoptera; Nymphalidae.
AUGUGAAGUGACGCCAUUAUCGCCAUUACAGAAAGCUAAUUCUGUAUUAUAGAAAAAUAAUACAAUCUGAACGUUUACGUACAACCACUUUGUGUUAUAAAGUUUCAUUACUAAAUUUUUCAUUGUAAAUAACUUCAUAGCAAUUGAUUAUCUUUUAUUAAAUCCAUUGCUUUCUACUAUAUAUUUCUACUCUAUAUUUUAACAACGUGUGUCUUUUGUUAUAACAACAUGCCGAAACGUGGAGGAAGAAUUCGCAAUUGGAAACCCAAUGAACAUUUUGAACAUGAUGAUCGAGCUCACAGCAACAAUACAAGACGUGUCAGCUUCAAAUCCGGUUCAUAUAAGGGGAAAAGCAAAUUUCGAUCCUGGAACGAUGCGUCUCAACUGUUGCUCGAUGGUGAUAUUGACAUGGGCGCAUCUGGAGGUUACCCUAUAAGGAAGGGCUUCAGAAAUCAAAGAGGUCGGUUAAGCUCUCCAGCACCCCGGACCGCCAAAAGAAAAUUUAUACCUGGACCUUUGCCGUGGUAUCAGAUUGUAAUACCAUACGGAGCUAAACAUGAUAAAGACGUUAUUUUACGAUCACUAUUAGGCUUUAUAUCGCCAGAAGUGUUCAUACCACAUUAUUAUAAAAUAAAUGGAAAUACAGCUGUUUUCUAUGUUGAUGAUGUUAAAAUUGCUGAAAAACUAUAUGAGGCUGAUAGAAAAAUUGUUAUGUCCGAUGGGUUUAAACUUCUUAUACUUGUAAGGAACAGUGUACCAAAUGUAAAUAUUGAUGCCGAUAUGAAAGAGAAAAUGAAACUCGUCAUGGCAAAAAGAUACAAUGCAGCUACUAAAGCCUUGGACUUAACCAAAUUUCAUGCCGACCCAGAUUUAACAGAUAUAUUCUGUGCACUUUUCCGACCCAUCAUAAUGUCUGUUGCUAUUGAUAUAAUGGCAGACAAUAUUCCGGAUUUAGAAGCACUCAACUUAAAUGAAAACAAAAUCCAUGGAAUGGAACACAUGAAGGUCCUUUGUACAAAGUUGAAGAAUUUGAAGAUUCUUUAUUUGGGAGACAACAGGAUUACAACUCUGGCUGCUCUAGAACCUUUGAAACCUUUGCCAUUGGUGGAACUUUAUCUUAAAGGAAACCCACUAGUUUCUAGGUUCAACGAUCAUGAUAUUUACGUCAGCGACGUGCGGAAAAAAUUCCCCAAACUCAUCAGAUUGGAUGGCGUAGACCUGCCACCAGCCAUCGGCUUCGACGUAUCUGAAGAUUUAUCCCUCCCUUCCCGUCAACAAUCCUUCCUUAUAGACCCAGCCGGCCAGAAUCUCGUUAGAGAAUUCCUUACACAGUACUUCGCAAUCUACGAUUCCGAUUCCCGUCAGCCAUUAUUAGAGGCAUACCACGAAACAGCUACUAUGUCAAUGGCGGCCGGCUAUUUAAGUAAUGAAGGACGAAAUGUACCAGGAAAUAAAUUAAACGCCUACAUAUCUAACAGUCGUAAUAUUAUGAGGAUAACCGACAGGGAAUCCCGUCGACGUUACCUCCGUACAGGAAGACUACAAGUUGUUUCGUUUCUGUCAGACUUACCCAAGACCAAUCAUGACCUGAUGGGAUUUGCUGUUGAUCUACUUGUAUUCACUCCAGCGAUGAUAGUGCUAACAAUGAAUGGUGUCUAUAGAGAGACAACAGCAUACGGCAAUCCGACUCGGUCUUUCCAUAGGACUUUUGUUAUUAUACCAAAUGCCACUGGUGGAUUUUCAAUUACUAAUGACAUGUUGUUUGUCAGUAAUACUACUAAGGAGCAGGAGGAUAAGUCAUUUUCUGGCGGUGAAGUAGCUCCUUCAAGUUCAACUUCAGCACCUCCUGUGGCAACAUUAGCUGCAACCCCAUCAUAUGAUGAGAAUCAACGAAUGAUGCUUAACAUGCUCUGCCAACAAACCGGCAUGAACGAACAUUGGAGCGUUAACUGUCUACAAGAAACUGGUUGGGACUAUCAAAGAGCGUUGUUUAUAUUCAAUCAACUGCAGUCGGAAGGCAAGAUUCCACCGGACGCUUUUGUUAAGUGAAAUAACGGUUAAGGCAGAGCCUGGUUGUAAAUAAUAUAAUUUAAGUUUAUUACAAGAAGAAAGAAGACUCAGCAGAUAUGAACAGAUUUAGAAAAAAAAAAAAAAAACAGACAGUAAAAAGUAAAACAAAAAAUUAAAAAAAAAAGAAAUAGAAAUGAGAACAUUGAUUUCAAUAUCCUUAACAAAGAGUUUUAGAAUAUGUAUAAAAUGAAUGUAAAGAUACAUAUACAUAUAUAUAUCCUGACAAUAUAUGUAUAUAUAUUCUGUUACUUGUUCCAUAAUGAUAAAUCAUGUUGAAUAAUUGAUAUCAUAAAAUCUAUUUACAUGUAAUAACUUUGGUUGUUGCUUAAAAAAACGACAUUUUAUUUUGUAAUAUUAUAGUCAUAAUAUUAGAAUUAAAUUUUUGUUUAGAGAACUAAUGUCUAUGAAUGUUUGUUCUUAAAGAGUUGUUAAUAACUAUAUAGAUGAAGUUGUUUUUGUUAUAAGAAAACAGUUGUUAACAAUUCCUAUUUCAUCUAUAUACAGUUGUAGAACUUGUCUGUCAUUGUGUUGAGUUUUUAUAUUUAAUGUAAAUAGUAGUUGUACGUAUGGUUAAUUAGUUUACGAUGAUUGUCAGCUCGGUUGUUUAAUAUGUACUUUGAGAAUUGUAUUUGACUGUAAAUGUACUUUUGUACUGAAUCUAUGUUGUCAUGUAAAUAACAAAUAACUUGAAAUGUUACUAGUACAUUGAAAAAUUAUUUCGUUCCAAAAAAUAUACUUAGUUUUAGCUACCGGGUUGUGGGUUUGAAAUGAGCAGUAUUUGGGUGAAACUCAUAAGUGGCCGAUGAAAUGUGUCCGUUGACAGUUCGACACUGGGUUAUAAAAGUGACCUCAUGGUAUUCUUAUGGCGUGUGAGUGACGCCCCAUUGAAUAUUAACAGCGGAACCCCUCGGUGAUACUUGUGGGCUAGCUGUUUAGUGUGAUCGAUGGCGUUGCCAUGGUGUCGUCACGGUACUUUGCUUGGCUAUGAUUUGAGAACUCCCCUCUGCGACAUUUUGGGCUGUGCUUAGGGUUAUUUGUCCUUGAUUAAGAUUUAAGAUAAUAAAAAAUAUUUUUGACAA